Messenger RNA from Kalmanozyma brasiliensis GHG001, 2850 nucleotides. Its product is annotated as SET domain protein. Bases 1 to 2850 code for a protein of 949 amino acids. Lineage: Eukaryota; Fungi; Basidiomycota; Ustilaginomycetes; Ustilaginales. Gene Ontology annotation, molecular function: protein binding. The transcript has a single exon. The record is from RefSeq and is a predicted model, not a curated record.
AUGGAGGACCUGCUCAAGGCGCUGCGCAAGAUUGGGCUGGCGCUACCAGAUCACGAGCAGCUGCUUCAGCUCUCGGACCCGGACAGCGAGGUUCAGGACAACCUGGCGCGGCAUCUCUCGCUCACGCCGGCAAAGGACGACCUUGUAGCCGACGAGAAGGAUGCCACCGACGCGGCCGACGCUAGCAGCACUGCGGAGGACGAUGAGGAGCUAGCGCUCGAUCCGCUUGUCGAUGCAGACCUCUUCAAGGGCGCAGUACAAGCGCUGCUCGAGAACUACAACAAGGCGAUCGACAAGGAGCGCGAUUUCCUGCGCAAGGAAAGGGAGGCUCUCAGCGCACCGAAGAAGCUCAAGCCCGUGCCAUUGAAAGCUCUACUAGCGAGGCAGGCCGCAGAGAUCAAGAAGCGACAAGAGGAGGUCUACGUCGCGGGCCACGACCCAGACACUGGACGAAAGAGGAGACGACUUUAUCUACCGAGGCAGACGUUCGACGGCGUCGGCAGCUACGCAUCAGAAAAGCCGCUCGAUCAGCUGAAGAGGAUAGACGCAGACGAGCUCGAAGCACCGAAGCGAUUUGACGGGAGGUAUGUGCUCUGCAAGGUCGCGUCCAGCUUAAAUCUCUAUGUCGGGUGCACGUUCAUCGGCGUGCUGCCGUCAGGCAAUGCGAUACCGAUCAGCAUCGCCCAUUUCACCAGCAAUCUGCAUGUCGGAGGAAAGGAGUUGGACGCACAUCUCCCUGUCGGCACUGUGCUCGCGAUACGAGAGCCUUUCGUCAGUAUCAACCACUUUGCAAAAGGCGGUCCGUGCCAAGGAGGCAAGAGCGUUCCUGGUAUCCGUGUCGAUACGCCUACCGACGUUCAUAUUCUCGAUCGACUUAGCCAGGCAGAUGCCAAUAUCCUCGAUGCAACAACGUGGAAGAUCGAUGUGGCGCAAGACCAUGCAGAGCACUUCGACGACGUUGCGUCGUUGCUCAAAGACUCUCCGGCAGCGUGCAACACGAAAGGCUGCAGAUGGCUGCAAGACGGGCCAUUAGCUCGCCUGGUCGCCUCAUCGAGCGCAGAGUCUGCCGAAAGGCACAUACGAGAUCUCGACUCGUCACGAAAAUCGGAGCUAGGCCGUAGGACACGCUCCCUCAUCCAGUCGCUCCUCGGUGAGAACCGACCUGGUGCCGCCUACCGCGAGCUGUGUGCCGCACGCCUUCUCAAGCUCCCCCUCUCCACCUCUCCCGACAGCUCCAUCGCCGAAGAUCUCGAGCUCGAGGGUCAAGUCCUCUAUCGCAAAUGCGACUUCGCCCGCAGCCGACUGGCCUUCGAAUCCGCCCUCUCCGCCUACCCUUCCUCUCAGCGAACCGCCGCACAAGAUCGCAUCCUCGACACCCUCACCGCGGUCCGUGCCGCGCAAAAAGCAUCCGCGCUCGGUCCGACUCACGAAAACGUCUGGGCCUACUACUUCGACUCGCAGUCCUACGCCACGCCCCGGUUUGACGUGCAGGACUGGUUCGGGCCGGUGGAGAUCGCCAACAUCCCCGGUGCGGGACGGGGGUUGGUGCUGACCCGAGAUGUGGACGAAGGAGAGCUGCUGCUGUGUUGCAAAGCGGCAGCGUCGAGCUAUGCCGCGGAUAGCGGGUGUCGAGGUGUGCAUCUGUUGAGGUAUACGGUGGAGUCGGGGGUGACGAGUACCACGACACAGGUGUUGGCGGCAACCAGGAGCGUGCAUGCCAUGGUGGAUAGGAACGAGUUGACGUUGCCGAUCAUGGGGUUGACGGCGGGGCCUGGGGUGGAGCAUUCGAGGUGGGUCGGAGAGGAGUAUCCUUCGCCUCCGAAGCGGGAGUAUACGGACGCGCAAGCAAGUGCGGACGAGAUCGAGUUGCUCAUCCAAGCGUGUUCAUCGCUCAGCACCUCAUCUCUGCAACAGCGCUGGCGGCAGACGGUCCUUGACGGGUCGGUUCGAUCGAGCAUCGACACGAGCUACGUCGACGGCGUCCUGCGCUUCAACGCCUUCGGACCCGCCGCCAAUCCCGGUGGGAAAUCCUCCUUCACACAAGACUCGGAGCUGACCCGCUCAACCAUGGUCCAUCCCCUGCCCGCCAUCCUGAACCACGCCUGUCUGCCCAACGUCUCGUCCGUCUUCUUUGGCGACAUCGUCACCACGCGUGCGCUGCACCCACUCAAGAAGGGGACCGAGAUCAUGCACCAGUACGUUAAGGGCGAGCAGCCGUGGCUCAUCCGUCGCAGCCAGCUGUCCAAGCACGGCUUCAAGUGCGGCUGUGGUAUCUGCGUGAUGGACGAACGCGAUGGCGAGGACAAGGUGCGAGAGCGCGGAAAGGUGGUAGGGGGAUCGCUGAGCAUGUUGCAGGAACGCAGUCGUAUCGUGCUCAAGUCGUCCGAAAAGACGGAGAAGGAGAUGGAGGAUCAUCGGGAUCUGGCAGAGUCGUUGCAGGAGCUGGUGGACAAGGUGCAGGCCACUUAUCAUGUCGAAAGACCGAUUCUCCGGCCCGACCUGAUGAAGAUUUACCAGCUGAUGGCGCUGCACCAGAGCGAGUACGACUUGGACGCUGCGGCGCGGACAGAGCUCCAGGCGCUCCAGUCCAUCGGCUGCACGGUUUCGCAGGGUGGAGAGAGGGUGUUGAACGAUCUGCCGUCGCUGCACUUUGAUGGUGGCAUCACAUCGAUGCUGACGCUGGCCAAGUUCAUGCUGAAGCAGGAGAAGAAGGACGAGGCGAGAAGGUGGGUCGAGCAGGCGUUCUACACGCAUCAGUGCACGAUCGGCGGCGGGCUCGAUAUCUUUUUGGAUCGAUGGCUGGAUGCUUUCCCCGAUCUGCCGUAUCGAGAGUGGCUGCCCAGGUGUUGA